GAGGAACCAGCGCUGGCAUCGCAGCGGGCCCUCCACGCCGACGACGCCAUCUUAGCAGCGGAGCACCCCAAGCCCCGAACGGGGGCGGCCGCGCACCCCUUCCCUCCCGCGCUCCUCGCCGGCGGGAGGCGGAGGAGGAAGAUGCCGGGGAAACUGAAGGUCAAAAUCGUGGCGGGGCGCCAUUUGCCGGUGAUGGAUCGCGCUAGCGACUUGACCGACGCCUUUGUGGAGGUAAAAUUUGGAAACACAACGUUUAAGACAGAUGUAUAUCCAAAGUCACUUAAUCCUCAGUGGAAUUCUGAAUGGUUUAAAUUUGAAGUAGAUGAUGAAGAGCUACAAGAUGAGCCUCUCCAGAUCACAGUUCUUGAUCAUGAUACCUACAGCGCUAAUGAUGCUAUUGGCAAAGUGUACAUUGAUAUUGAUCCUUUGCUCUAUAGUGAAGCAGCUACGGUUAUUUCAGGAUGGUUUCCAAUUUAUGAUACCAUCCAUGGUAUACGUGGGGAGAUUAAUGUGGUGGUGAAAGUAGAUCUCUUCAAUGAUUUAAACAGAUUCAGGCAGUCAUCAUGUGGAGUAAAGUUUUUUUGCACUACGUCUAUUCCAAAGUGUUACAGAGCAGUAAUAAUUCAUGGAUUUGUGGAAGAGCUGGUAGUUAAUGAAGACCCAGAAUACCAGUGGAUAGACCGAAUACGUACACCAAGAGCAUCAAAUGAGGCUAGACAAAGACUCAUUUCUCUAAUGUCAGGUGAGCUGCAAAGGAAGAUUGGCUUGAAAGUCCUUGAAAUGAGAGGAAAUGCUGUUGUUGGUUAUUUGCAGUGUUUUGAUUUGGAGGGAGAAUCUGGACUGGUAGUACGAGCCAUAGGAACAGCCUGCACGUUGGAUAAAUUAAGUAGCACAUCAGCAUUUUUACCUGCAUGUAACUCUCCAUCCAAAGAAAUGAAGGAGAUUCCCUUCAAUGAAGAUCCCAAUCCCAAUACUCAUUCAUCAGGACCCUCCACCCCUCUGAAAAACCAAACCUAUUCCUUUUCACCUUCCAAGUCCUACAGUCGACAAUCCUCUUCUUCUGACACAGAUUUGAGUUUGACACCCAAAACUGCACCUUCCCCACAGGGACCUAGGAUUUUCCUGUUUCCCAGCUCCCCUACACUCUCAUGUGAUUCCCCACAUCUUAAAAAGUCCUGUCUCCUCCUCUCGGGGUCUAGCCUUUACCCUCUACACUCUAGCCAUGUCAGCCCAGUUGUUCUGAGGAAAAGUGUUUCUUUCACUGAAGAGCUGCUUCUGGCUGCUUCUGGAAUGGGCAGUGGGAGUGCUGGAAAAGAAGGGGGGACGUUUAAAACUCUUUUAAGACAGCAGACUCAGUCAGCUCUGGAACAAAGGGAAUUUCCAUUUUUUACCUUGACGGCCUUUCCACCAGGCUUCCUUGUCCACGUUGGUGGCGUUGUUAGUGCCCGUUCUGUGAAGCUCUUGGAUCGCAUUCACAAUCCUGCCUUUGUCGGAAUUAUGGGUAACACAAGAUCAUACAAACUGCUAGACUGGAAUAGUUUCAAUUCAGAUGAACCAGAGACACGAGAUGCAUGGUGGGCAGAAAUCAGACAAGAAAUAAAAUCCCAUGCCAAGGCAUUGGGUUGUCAUGCUGUAGUGGGCUACAGUGAAUCAACUAGCAUUUGUGAAGAGGUCUGUAUUUUGUCCGCGUCUGGCACAGCAGCUGUACUGAACCCUAGGUUUCUUCAGGAUGGCACCAUGGAAGGCUGUUUGGAUCAAAGGUUGUCAUGGCAGCCUGGCUUCUUUUCCAUAGGGUCAGAGAAGGGAGAGGUUGAUUUUUUUCCUCACAGCCAAGAUAGUUCUUCUCUAUUAGGGAUUGAAGAAGCUUCACCACCAGGUUGCGGAUUUUGCCAUAUACCAUAUGAUGAAUUGAACAUGCCAUUCCCUGCUCACCUCACUUAUUGUUACAACUGCAGAAAGCAAAAAGUUCCUGAUGUUCUUUUCACCACAAUUGAUCUUCCUGUAGAGGCCACUGUUAUUGGAAAGGGAUGUCUCAUUCAAGCCAGGUUAUGCCGUCUAAAGAAGAAAGCUCAAGCAGAAGCAAAUGCAACUUCUAUCAGUAAUCUCUUGCCAUUUAUGGAAUAUGAAGUGCACACACAACUGAUGAACAAACUUAAGCUGAGAGGAAUGAAUGCUCUGUUUGGGCUGAGAAUUCAGAUCACUGUGGGUGAAAAUAUGCUAAUGGGAUUGGCAUCUGCAACAGGUGUAUAUCUAGCCGCUUUGCCAACACCUGGUGGUAUUCAGAUUGCUGGGAAGACUCCAAAUGAUGGCACCUAUGAGCAGCAUAUAUCUCACAUGCAAAAGAAAAUAAAUGAUACGAUAGCAAAAAACAAGGAGCUGUAUGAGAUUAAUCCUCCAGAACUACCUGAAGAAAUCAUUGGGUCUCCCAUUCCAGAGCCAAGACAGCGUUCCAGGUUAUUGAGAUCUCAAUCAGAAAGCUCUGAUGAAGUUACGGAGCUAGAUCUUUCACAUGGGAAAAAGGAUGCCUUUGUCUUGGAGAUUGAUGAUACAGAUGCAAUGGAAGAUGUACAUUCUUUGCUAACAGAUGCUCCACCACCUUCUGGUUUUUACAGUUGCAACACGGAAAUUAUGCCUGGUAUAAAUAACUGGACACCGGAAAUACAAAUGUUCACAGCAGUAAGAGUAUCCAGAUUAAGCAAUAUUAAUCUAACAAAUCAAACACUUAACAAGAACUUCAAUGACCUAUGUGAGAACCUGUUGAAGAGCUUGUAUUUUAAACUGCGAUCUAUGGUUCCUUGCUGCCUUUGUCAUGUGAAUUUUACUGUCUCUCUACCAGAGGAUGAAAUAGUUCAGAUUGCAGUCACAGCUGUUGCAAUUACAUUUGACAAAGACCAAGCAUUACAAGCAGCCAAACCCCCUACAGAAAAAUCACAGAAAAGAGCAUCAACAGAUAAUGAAGAACAGCUACAAUUUCCAUUGGAACUUAGCUCUGAUCCCCUUGCUUCUCAACCAUUCUCAGCAACUAAAGAAGUCCCGGAGGGUGCAAGUUCCCACUCAGGUAUUCCUGCUGCUCAGAGAGCAACGUCAAUUGAUUACAGUUCCUUUGCAGACAGAUGCAACAGCUGGAUAGAGCUCAUUAAACUGAAAGCUCAGACCAUAAGGCGCGGAUCAAUUAAGACAACUGCUUCAGUUGAUAAAGCAAGUCCAUUGGCUGAAGGAUACUUACGACACCGUUCCAUUCCAUCAUGUACCAAUUCUACCGUCUCUGUUGUUAAGAUGACACCUCUUUCUUUUAUUCCUCGGGCAAAAAUAACCAAAUACCUUGGGAUAAUCAACAUGUUUUUUAUACGAGAAACUACUUCUUUGCGUGAGGAGGGUGGUGUCAGUGGCUUUCUCCAUGCUUUUAUUGCUGAAGUGUUCGCAAUGGUGAGAGCACACGUUGCAGCGUUAGGGGGCAAUGCGGUUGUCUCAUACAUCAUGAAGCAGUGUGUGUUCAUGGAGAAUCCAAACAAAAAUCAGGCCCAGUGCUUAAUAAACGUAAGUGGAGAUGCAGUCAUCUUCGUACGUGAAUCUGAGCUGGAGGUGUUACCGGUGCAGCCCGCUCCAGUUGCUUCCCAACCCACAAGUACUGGAGGAGAUGUCACAACGUGAAGAUGGAAUAAGUGAAAUAGUCUUCCAGACAGUUUGUUUAAAAUGUGGGAAUGUUAGGAUUGCAUCUUCAAAAUCAGUAUCUUCCCUGAACAUCAUUAGCCAAAGUGUAAGACAAUCACAGUAUUUUGUCCUCUAACUCCAUGCAAUUGUCUGGACAAAUGUUGGUAGGUAUGCUCUGAUUCUUGUGGAAAAAUUCCAACUUCUUGGAAACCUAGACAAGCAGAAGCAGUGAUAAAGAAGUAUGAUAAGAAAGGAGGCAUCCCAGAAAAGUGAGCUAAAAUCCCAUUGCAUUUUUCAGCUGUUAACAAAACUGCAAUACAUUUAAAUUCAGAACCAUCUCCGAGUUCCCUUAUUGUAUCAGGUGCUUCUCAGCUCACUUCAGAAAGGAGUGGGUGUGAGUAGGUGGGCUGUGACUGAGGUUGUGUCAGCAGCCUGUGCUGUGCUGGGGCAGCAAGGGGAGGGAGCACAGGCUGUGAGGUCAUGCAGUGUGGAGAGGAAGGAGCAGCACCAAAAUUCCAUUUGGAUUUCUGCACACAGAAAAUAUUAUUCAACUCUGUGAGAACUGCUGGGUUGUUUUGUUUAAAUUAUUAUUAGAUGAAAUGUUUGGGGUGUUUUUUUUUUUUUUAGAAAGCAGUCAGACCAUGCUGCUGUGUUCUGAUUUCGUGAUUGACAAAACAAAUAUUUUUUUAUAUAAGAAUGUAUGGAAAAAUUGUCAUAAAGCCGACUUCCUUAAGGAGUGUCAUCUUUGCAAAAUAAAUAAAUGAAAUCAUAACCCAUCCUCUUAAGGAGUAGAGAGGUACAUUGCAGCCCCCUUUCCAUGGGGGAUAGGAAACGCCGGGCUGAUUGUACACAGGUGUACAUUUGUGAUGCUCAAUUCUGCACAUUGUUUUUCUUUUUCCGGUACAGUAUCUGGGAAAUGAGGGUACUAAAAAGAAAGGUGAACUGUCAUUUCCAGUUAGUGUCUGAAAGUCAGUGAUACUUCAGUGUAAAAGAUGCAAACCUUUGAUCUGAAGAUGCAUUCUUACCUAAAUCUGACAAUACAUGGAACUUGAACAAAGGUGUAAACUUGAAUGUAAAUAGUCUGCUUAGUGUUGAAAUUAAGCAACGGCAUGGUUAUUUGUUAAAAAUAAUUAUUUCAUUGUAAAUGAGCAUGAAAAUCAUUCUUUGCACAAUAAAUUUCUGUAAAAAAUAUCUUGCCUUUUUAUAUAUGUAAGACCUAAAUGUGUACAGUGGAUGCAUAUUAAAGAUGUCACAUUCUUGCCUUCCUCA
Molecule: messenger RNA, 4920 nt
Organism: Gallus gallus (chicken)
Lineage: Eukaryota; Metazoa; Chordata; Aves; Galliformes; Phasianidae
Gene: C2CD5
Product: C2 calcium dependent domain containing 5
Exons: 29
Coding region: 142-3651 (1169 amino acids)
Biological process (GO): positive regulation of vesicle fusion; positive regulation of protein targeting to membrane; intracellular protein transmembrane transport
Cellular component (GO): plasma membrane
Molecular function (GO): calcium ion binding; calcium-dependent phospholipid binding
Source: RefSeq, a predicted model, not a curated record